AUGGAGGUCGGCACCAGAAAGCACGACGCCCGCGACCCAUGCCCCUUCGAGGUCCACGCGAUGCAGCAAGUCGGCGUACGCGAGGACGACCCCCUCGACGAGGUCUUUGCGGCCUCGUCUUUCUCGCCGUCGGCGCUUCGGGCCAGCGGCGUGCCGGACGCCGACGUCCUUCCUUCCGGGUUCGAGGAGCGCACGCGCGACCGUGGCCUCGUGGUGACCGGGUGGGUUCCGCAGAUCAGCGUGCUGGCGCACGGCGCCGUGGCCGCGUUCCUGACGCACUGUGGUUGGAACUCGACCAUCGAGGGGCUCCUGUUCGGCCACCCUCUCAUCAUGCUGCCCAUCUUCGGCGAUCAAGGACCCAACGCGCGUCUGAUGGAGGCAAGAAAGGUCGGAGUGCAGGUGCCAAGAAACGAAAACGAUGGUUCGUUCAAUCGAGACGGCGUCGCGGCCGCAGUUCAGGCCGUCGCGGUGGAGGACGAAAGCAGGAGGAUCUUCGUGGGCAACGCCAAGAAGAUGCAGGAGAUAGUGGCCGAUAGCGAAUGCCAUGAGAGAUGCAUCGAUGAUUUUAUUCAGAAGCUUAGAUCUUACCAAGAGUGA
Messenger RNA from Lolium rigidum, 597 nucleotides. Its product is annotated as UDP-glycosyltransferase 91D2-like. Gene Ontology annotation, molecular function: UDP-glycosyltransferase activity. Lineage: Eukaryota; Viridiplantae; Streptophyta; Magnoliopsida; Poales; Poaceae. The coding region runs from base 1 to 597 and encodes 198 amino acids. The transcript has 2 exons. The record is from RefSeq and is a predicted model, not a curated record.